GAAGGGGUUGGAUAAGGCCAACUGAAUGUGUCUUUGAGGAGCUUUCUCAUGGAGUCUCUACUGUGCAGCUCGAUUACGCUCGUAUCCCCCAAACUCUCAAACUAUAAACUACCACUACGACUACCUCUACAGCUGCCACCAAAUAGACCCACUCUUGCUUAUUCCACCAACUUCGCUUUCUCCACCAAUCUCUGUACCCCUUCUCGCCUUUCUCCUUAUGUUUUAUUUGCGACACCAGAGAGCCAAUUGAAUGUUGGGGUUGAUGCUGAUGCAAGAGAAUGGGCAAUGCAAGGAUUGGGCUGACAUGCUUCUUAGGAUGUAUGUGAGAUGGGCAGAAAAACAGAAAUACAAAACAAGAGUGGUUGAGAAAUCCUUAGGAGAGGAAGCUGGGAUUAAGUCAGCCACUAUUGAAGUUGAAGGUCGUUAUGCUUAUGGUUAUUUGUCUGGGGAGAAAGGAACACACCGCAUUGUGCGACAAUCUCCUUUUAAUUCCAAAGGUCUUCGCCAGACAAGUUUCUCUGGCAUUGAAGUAAUGCCUUUUCUUCGUGAAGACUCGAUGAAUGUUGAAAUACCUGAGGAGGACCUGGAGAUCAGUUUUUCUAGGGCAGGUGGAAAAGGAGGCCAGAAUGUAAACAAGGUCGAAACUGCUGUCCGGAUUACUCACAUCCCCACCGGCGUCACCAUUCGCUGCACAGAAGAGAGGUCCCAACUAGCAAACAAGAUAAAGGGUCUGAGCAGGUUGAAGGCCAAGUUGCUGGUCAUAGCUGAGGAGCAAAGGGCAUCUGAAAUCAAGCAAAUACGAGGAGAUGCAGUGAAGGCUGAGUGGGGCCAGCAAAUACGAAACUAUGUAUUUCAUCCGUACAAACUUGUCAAAGAUGUGCGGACAGGAUUUGAGACAUCGGAUAUUGCUUCUGUAAUGGACGGUGAAUUGGAGCCCUUCAUCAAGGCUUACCUCAAACACAAGUACACCCUCUCACUCUCUGCAACUGUGGGAUAAUUAACAUCUUACAAAAUUAUCCAUUAAAUUAACUCGUGUAAUAUAUAAUUUGAUUUAUGGAUCCCCCAACUUCUUUUACCUACCGUGAUGCAUAUUAAUGUACAAGCUAGCAACCCACAAAGAAAUUAAAGACCUCUGAGCUCAAUCCUAUGGCCACAAUAGAGCUGCAUAGAGUGAGAACUUCUCUAAUCAAUCAACAAUGGCCAAACACCAGACUGUUACCAUGGGUGCACACUCAAUAAAAGACCAUUUCGGUGUUGGCCCACAUGGUCAUUGUGUGGGCCUGAAUAGUUUUUUUUUUUGUGUAUGAUAACCGGGUAUCCAGUGUUUUACCCCGACUAGAUUCCAAAGACAUCAUGCAAAAUGCUCCCUACACGCACGUCAAGUAAAGUUCAAGCUUUUGCUCGCGAGUGGCGCCUGAAGAAAUUGUUUACACUUAAGGGGGGUCGAAGCUUAUACCUAAUGUUUCAUAAGGAGGCAUUAGGAUCAAGUGACUACCACUCGAGUCAAUCCAUUGGACCGAGUUGCAAGUCCAUUAUCAUUAGUUGUAAUUGUAGGUCUAUUUUACUCGUUUUGUUUAGACCCAAUUUACUUGUUUCGACAAAAGGAAUUGUCGAUUGUAUAUAAACCUACAAAUUUGUUGUACGAGCCAUUAUGAGAACUAUCACAAGUUUUUCUUCUUUCUUUGGAAAUUGACUAUCUCCAAAUAAGUCAUUUCUAUACUACCCAUA
Messenger RNA from Corylus avellana, 1728 nucleotides. Lineage: Eukaryota; Viridiplantae; Streptophyta; Magnoliopsida; Fagales; Betulaceae. The record is from RefSeq and is a predicted model, not a curated record.